Notothenia coriiceps (black rockcod) is the source of this 1839-nucleotide messenger RNA. It is a transcript of the gene atl1, whose product is annotated as atlastin GTPase 1. The transcript has 13 exons. Bases 226 to 1839 code for a protein of 537 amino acids. NCBI's taxonomy places the organism in Eukaryota, Metazoa, Chordata, Actinopteri, Perciformes, Nototheniidae. Gene Ontology annotation, molecular function: GTP binding; GTPase activity. The record is from RefSeq and is a predicted model, not a curated record.
UGUCCUGCAUUAUUAGGCUGCUCCAUUAGCAGGAACAACAGACAGCAGCGCCCCCUGUCUGCACGCAUGAGAUCCUGAAGGAAUAAAAAGCUCCAUCAUCCUCCUCGGAGCAUCGAGCAUCGUUCCGGAGGAGAUGAGCAUCCUCCCCGCCCUAAGACACCCAUGAAUACCGAGUAGGGUCGCUGAUUCUCGCACAAACACAUCAGGGAUAUAAAGGACAGGAACAUGGCUAAACACCGCAAAGAGAGAGACAGCUGGGGGUCCCUGAGCGACAAGCCGGUGUACGACUGGAGCUCGGAGGAGGAGGAGCCUGACGGACGGGCGCGGCCGAUUCAAGUCCUGCUGGUGAAGGACGACCACACCUUCGAGCUGGACGAGGCAGCGCUGAGCCGGAUCCUGCUGAGCGCCGAGGUCCGGGACCGAGAAGUGGUCGCCAUCUCUGUGGCCGGAGCCUUCCGGAAGGGCAAGUCCUUCCUCAUGGACUUCAUGCUGCGCUACAUGUACAACCACGCGUCUGAGGGCUGGCUGGGCGUUGCAGACGAGCCUCUGACCGGCUUCUCCUGGAGGGGGGGGUCCGAGAGAGAGACCACCGGGAUCCAGAUCUGGAGCGAAGUCUUCCUGGUGGACAAACCCGACGGCACCAAGGUGGCUGUUUUGCUGAUGGACACUCAGGGAACGUUUGACAGCCAGUCGACUCUGAGAGACUCGGCCACCGUGUUCGCUCUGAGCACCAUGAUCAGCUCCAUGCAGGUUUACAACAUCUCACAGAAUGUACAAGAAGACGACCUUCAGCACCUGCAGCUCUUCACUGAGUACGGCAGACUAGCCAUGGAGGAGACGUUCCUCAAGCCCUUUCAGUCUAUGAUCUUCCUGGUUCGAGACUGGAGCUUUCCCUACGAGUUUCCCUACGGACAGGAGGGAGGCAUGAAUUUCCUGGAGAAGAGACUGAAGAUCUCAGAGAACCAGCACGAGGAGCUGCAGAACGUCCGUAAACACAUCCACUCCUGCUUCACCAACAUCUCCUGCUUCCUGAUGCCCCACCCCGGACUCAAGGUCGCCACCAACCCCAACUUCGACGGCAGGAUUAAAGAGAUUGAUGGCGAGUUCAUCAACAACCUGAAGGUCUUGGUGCCGUGGCUGCUCAGUCCUGAGAACAUCGACGUGAAGGAGAUCAACGGCAGCAAGAUCACCUGCAGAGGCCUGCUGGAGUACUUCAAGGCGUACAUUAAAAUUUACCAGGGUGAGGAGCUGCCCCAUCCAAAGUCCAUGCUGCAGGCCACAGCAGAGGCGAAUAAUCUGGCUGCAGUCGCUGCUGCAAAGGAUCUGUACAGCAAGAAGAUGGAGCAGGUGUGUGGGGGGGACCGGCCCUUCCUGGCCCCCAGCGAGCUGCAGGCGCGGCACGGGGCCAUCAGGGAGGAGGCGCUGCAGGUGUUCAAGGGCGUGAAGAAGAUGGGCGGCGAGGAGUUCAGCCGGCGCUACCUGCAGCAGCUGGAGGCCGAGGUGGACGAGGUGUUCGUCCAGUACAUCAAGCACAACGACUCCAAGAACAUUUUCCACGCCGCACGCACCCCCGCCACCCUCUUCGUGGUCAUCUUCGUCAUGUACGUGGCCGCCGGCAUCACGGGCUUCGUGGGCGUGGACGUGAUCGCCAGCCUGUGCAACAUGGUGCUGGGCCUGGCGCUCAUCACGCUCUGCACCUGGGCCUACAUCCGAUACUCUGGGGAGUACAGAGAGCUGGGGGCCGUCAUCGACCAGGUGGCCGGGGCCCUGUGGGACCAGGAGCUUCAUCGGACGGUUACAAAAGGUGAAAAGAGAGACCGAGUAAGGGGAAUGGCGUGA